CGCCACACGUAGCCGAAGCUAUGAUGCUAGCUCACUGUUGGAGCUGUUGUACGUUAGCAUUAGCCAAAUUUAGAGAUUAAGGAAUAAGAGUAGACAAUAAAAAUUGAUUACAACUUAGAAAUUAAAGUGAGACAUUUCUUAGAAUCGACUUUUCAACGAGAAGAAGCGAUGUUCUGCUUUAAGACAGCUUGGUUUUCGAGCAGUGUGCCGCAGCAUCAUCUUGACUUCUGGAGGCAGGAAUGUGGGAGCAUUACAGGUUGGAGAGAAGCAGAUUACCUCUUCAGUACAGAUGCAACAUGUCCUGAUACACUAAGGAUAUUUGAAAGCAAAGAUUACAUCUGGAACAAGGUGACUGUUAUACACAGCUUAUUUCUGUCCACCUGUGAAAAGCGGCAAAGUGUGAAAUCAUUGGGAAUUGGUCAUUACGUGCUGCCUCCAGCUUGUGUACAGGAUGAGGUGAGAAAAGUGGUUGGCAGAUUCAUUUGGGAACACAAAGACGAAGAAACAGAUGCACAGCUAGAGAGACCAGGAUUUCCUCAUGCUUUGCAGGAUGUACAACAAUCUUCAAGUCUGUCAGAAGUCGAACACAGUGAGGAGCAAGAGAUAGGGAGCUUGAAAUAUGAAGCAUCAGACUCAUCAGAGAGUGAAACUGUCCUGUGGGACCGUUUGAGAAGCCCAGGUAGUUGUACUAUUCCAGUGUAUGUCAGCAUUGAGAAACUUCCCAAAUACUCUGGUGAUCUGUGUUUUGUUAAUCCUGAGCUUUUUCAAUGUUCAAAAUGUAAAGGCUACAUUUUUUUCCAAAAAAAAGAGUGAAAGGCUUUGGGGGG
Molecule: messenger RNA, 827 nt
Organism: Cyprinodon tularosa
Lineage: Eukaryota; Metazoa; Chordata; Actinopteri; Cyprinodontiformes; Cyprinodontidae
Gene: terb2
Product: telomere repeat binding bouquet formation protein 2
Exons: 6
Coding region: 169-813 (214 amino acids)
Biological process (GO): meiotic attachment of telomere to nuclear envelope; homologous chromosome pairing at meiosis
Cellular component (GO): nuclear inner membrane
Source: RefSeq, a predicted model, not a curated record